AUGGCGGUCCUUCUGCUGCUCCCGGUCCUCGCCACAGCCUGCGUGUUCUCCGUGGGGGUCGGGCUCUGGGUGGUCUGCAGCCACUUCCUCACUGCAGACAUCCCAGCAGCCAUCGGCCACCCUGUGAAACUGCGGGUCUUCCAUUGCCUCUUGCAGCUGUUGGUGACAUGGGGGAUGAUUUUCGAGAAACUGAGGCUCUGCUCUAUGCCCCAGUUUGUCCGUUUUGUUCACGAUCUGAUGCCGCUUAAGAAGUAUCCGGACUUGGAAAUCAAGGACCUCCAGUUUGGGACGAUCCCUGUGAGGCUGUACCAGCCCAAGGCGUCCUCAAACGCCCUCCGGCCCGGCAUCCUGUUCUACCACGGCGGCGGGGCCGUCCUGGGGAGCUUGAGAACUUACCAUGAUAUAUGCUGUCAUUUGUCCAAAGAGACUGACUCGGUGGUUCUAGCAGUCGAAUACCGCAGAUUGCCCAAGCAUUCAUUUCCGGUGCCCGUAAAGGACUGCAUGGCGGUCACCGUCCUGUUCUUGAAGUCCUUGAAUAUGUACGGGGUGGAUCCAGCCCGGGUGGUAGUCUGUGGUGACAGCAUAGGAGGGGGCUUGGCAACAAUAAUUUGUCAAAACCUUGUGGACAAUUCAGAUCUUCCUAAGAUCCGUGCUCAGAUCCUGAUCUAUGCUGCUCUCCAGGCCCUGGAUUUCCGGACCCCUUCCUAUGCGCAGAACAAGAACGUUCCCCUGCUCAGUCUGAAUUUUGCCUUCUACUGUUGGUUUGCUUACCUGGACAUCAGCCCUUCCUGGAAAAGCACGGUUUUGAAAGGUGCCCACUUGCCUGUCGAAGUCUGGGAAAAGUACAGAAAGUGGUUGGGUGCAGAAAACCUCCAGGAGAGGUUUAAGAAGAGAGACUACCUGCAAAUACCCCUUGAGCCCCUGAAUGAGGCUGCCUAUCUGGAGACAAACCUCGUUUUGGAUGUGCAGAACUCGCCCCUGAUUGCGGAUGACGAGGUGGUGUCCCGGCUCCCCGAAGCCUGCAUCGUGAGCUGUGAGUAUGAUCUUCUCCGGGACCACUCGCUGUUGUACAAGAAAAGGCUGGAGGACCUGGGGGUCCCGGUUACUUGGCAUCACAUGGAGGAUGGUUUCCAUGGAGUGUUAAACACCCUUGACAUGGGCUUCUUGUACUUCCCCUGCUCCACCAGGAUUCUGAAUGCUGUGGUCCAUUUUAUUGAAGGGCUGUGA
Messenger RNA from Camelus dromedarius (Arabian camel), 1227 nucleotides. Its product is annotated as arylacetamide deacetylase-like 3. Gene Ontology annotation, cellular component: membrane. The record is from RefSeq and is a predicted model, not a curated record. The transcript has 4 exons. Bases 1 to 1227 code for a protein of 408 amino acids. NCBI's taxonomy places the organism in Eukaryota, Metazoa, Chordata, Mammalia, Artiodactyla, Camelidae. Gene Ontology annotation, molecular function: carboxylic ester hydrolase activity; lipase activity.